AUUCUUUCAUUUUUCACUAUAUGGCCCUCACUGGAAAAAGUUUGGACACCCCUGCUGUAGAUGAAAUGAUGCAAAUAUAUAAUAUCACAGUUACUACAGCAGGUAUUAAUAACAUGACAAUAUUGUUUAGAUUUGAUGAAAAUAUCGUAUUCGUACCUUAAUCGUCUUUGUAAGAUUAAAAAUGUUUUGUUUUUGCAAAAUGACAUAGCACCUGUUUACGUUUGCUGUGCAGUUGGCUAACACAUUUUGAUUGCACCGAUGUGUAGACACUAAAUAUGAUAACAUUUAGAAUCGGUACGAGAAGCAUCUGAAAUUUUAUCUCGGUUUAGCAUGAAAUUGUUAAAAUUUGACAAAAAUAUCUCGAUCGCCAGCGAUUGACAGUAUAUAUCUGCUAUCAUUUUUUGCUAUAGCAAAAUAAGUAACCUAGUACUACAUUGGACUGCUUAUGUUUGUUGGUUAACAAUUUUUGAUUGCACACUGGACCUAGCAGACACUAAACACAAUAAAUCGGAUAAUACAAUAUUGAAACUGCACAUAUUGCGUGACGAACUGAAAGGCUAUUUGCUGUGUUGCUAAGUUGAGGGGCACAAAAUAUACGUUAUUAUUGACUUAUUGUUGACUUUUUUUGGCACAAGAGCUUCCACUCUUUCUCGACCUUGCAGUUAAGCUAGCCGCACACGCAAAAAAGUCAAGUUACUACAGUGGAGAUUCACUUAGUGCAAUGGCACCGGGUGUCAAGAGUCACGUUCAACCUCGGGUGCCACAGCGCGAUGACAACAACGCCGGUUGUGCAGCGCAAAUAGGAGCAGUUGGCUCGUGAGAAAAAAGGUCAUUUUGUUCGAAGUCAGGAAAUGGACACUAUGGCCUGACAGUAGACGCAUUUGCAAUGAGAUAAUGGUGAGCACUGUUUGAGGAAAAUGAAUCAGUCUCAUGGAGUUUCACUGAAGAAUUCCAUCGAUGACAUUCUGCUGUAGCUUUAAAUGAAAACUAAACUUUGUUUGCAAUUUUGCCUAUCAUCCACAAUUCUUGUGUGAAACAUGACUACACGUUUUCCCUUUUCUGUGUUCUAAAGAGAAAAAAACAGCAGGCAUGUGGGAGCUAACAAUGCACAUAAGGGGACACGCCAAUUUUGACUAUAAAGCCCUAAAAAACCCUCCAAAAAAUGCCAACAAUGUUCUAUUUACAUAACUGAUCUGUAUAUAAACCAAGCUACAACGACAUUGUUGUUGUAACAGCUAGGCCUGUCACGAUAAUCAAUAAAUCAAUUAAUUGCACGAUAAAUAAAAACAAACUCGAUAAUUUUGCUAGCCUCGAUAUGUUGACAUGUGCAUGAGUAUUUCUUUUCCUCCUCUCUCUUUACCAAACAGGCUGGAUGACAAGAGGGUUCACUCCGUAUCUAUCUCAACACCUGGGCACGUUGGUUCUAUAGCGGAAUGAACAGAGAACAAAAGUGAUGGUUUCUAAGGCGAAUGUCACAGCUUCAGUGUGGGAAUAUUUUGUUUUUAAACAGAAUUAACAAGUCCUUCAACAAUAACUUGUGCAAGGCCUCCUCGCCCUGCGGUUCCCUUAGCAACAUCGUGGAAGGCCUGAGCUCUCUGGCGGACCACUUUUCGGACCUCUCCCUGUCCCCCAACUCCUGCAAACACAGUAGCAAGAGGCCUCCCCCGCCCAACUACCUCUGCCACCUUUGCUUCAACAAGGGUCACUACAUCAAAGAUUGUCCUCAGGCUCGCCCCAAAGGCCAAGGCCUGACGCCCUAUCAGGGAAAGAAAAGAUGUUUUGGCGAAUAUAAAUGCCCGAAAUGCAAAAGGAAGUGGAUGAGCGGCAACUCUUGGGCCAACAUGGGGCAAGAGUGCAUCAAGUGCCACAUCAACGUCUACCCUCACAAGCAGCGUCCUCUGGAGAAGCCCGAUGGGUUGGACGUGUCCGACCAGCGCAAGGAGCAUCCACAGCACUUGUGUGAAAAAUGCAAAAUUCUGGGCCACUACUGCCGCCAAGACGAAUAAAAGGGCCGAAAAUAAAAAUAUUGUAUUGAGUGUUAAAGACUUUAAAACAUACCUGUCAAACAUUUGCUUUUGAAAAUAUUUUCUGGAAAAUAAGGGAAAUUCCCAGCUGCCCACUGCCAAUGCCCUGCAUCUUUGUCUUCAAAGAUUGCUGUGCUCAAGCGUGGAUACGGUCAUUAUUGCCAUGCUUUAGGAACAAUGUGGGGAUGUUGGCCCCUUAAAGGAAAACUGCACCUUUGGAAUUUUGCCCAUCUACAAUCCUUAUGUAGGAUCUCUUGUCUGUGCUUUCCAAAGAUAUAAAAACAGAUAAAAGGAGACACCCAUGCCGCCUCCAGAGACCGCUAUUUUAACAGCUCCAAAAACCUCCAACAAGGUUUUAUAUCCAUGCUGUGACCAUGUAGUAACAGGUACAUUCAUGAUAACAUGUAAUACUUAACAGUAUUUUGGCCAUUUUAAGUAUUACCAGAACUUUCUUCAGCGCAUUGAUUUCACAUAGCACGCCUAUGCCUAGCAUUAACUUCCAAACUCAAAUAAAAACACAGCAGCAGUGGUGUCAGCUCAAAUAUGUAGCCUUACCUUUUUUGUAGUGGUCUGAGGCGUUGUGAGCACGACGCUGACGUGUUGCAGGCGAGUGUGUGGUGAAGCUAGUCGCUAGCCGGUGUGUUCUGACUAAGUAUCAAUGCGCCCAUAACAUAGUUGGAUCGGCAUAACUAUGUGAAUAAUAACAAUGUUGCUGUAGCUUGGUUAUAUACACGUCACAUUAUAAGUAAAUGGGGCAUUGUUGGCACUUUUAGGGUUUUUAUUCCAGAAGGCUUUAUAGGCGGAGUAAGCGGUUCCCAUAUGUGCAGUAAUGAGCGGUCUUUUUAUAUCUUUAGAACGCACACAAAAAAAGACAUCUGUGGUUAUGUCUAAGGACAAAAUUCCAAAAAAAGUGCAGUUUUCCUUUAAGAAGGACCCUUUAAAAAAAAAAAAAAAAGUUAAAAUACAGGAAAUUUAUUGGAAACUAUUUAAAUGACAGGGUGACGGGAAAAAAACAAGAGGUUUGAAAGAUAUGCUUUAGAAACAAUGUGGGGACGCUGGCACUUUUAAGAAUUUUUUUUGGAAUGAAUAGUUAAAGUACGGAAAAUUUAUGAGAAACUUUAAAAGGAGGGGGCGACAGGAAAGAUGGGAAAAAUAAGGAAGUUUCCCUGGAAAAACGGGGAGGGUUGACAGGCAUGCUUUAGAAACAAUGCGGGGAUGUUGGGCCUUUUAAUAAAGGUUUUGGUUUUGAUGAAAGUUAAAAUAUGGGAAAUUCACGGGAAAGUAUUAAAACAAGACGAUGAUGGCAAAGAAGGAAAAAUAGUUUCCCAGGAAAAAAAAAGGGAGGGUUGGCAGGGUUCAUGUGUAAGGACAAAAUAAAAAAAGUGCAGUUUUCCUUUAAAAAAGGACCCUUAAAAAAAAAAAAAAAAGUUAAAAUACAGGAAAUUUAUUGGAAACUAUUUAAAUGACAGGGUGACGGGAAAAAAACAAGAGGGUUGAAAGAUAUGCUUUAGAAACAAUGCAGGGACACUGGCCCUUUAAGGAGGGUUAUUGUGGUGGAUGUUGGUGCCUGACAAAGCCAUUAAAACCCUCAACAUGGCACUUAAGUUGUCGGAGUAAUAAGAGUAAUAAGAAACAAAACAAUUCCGAGGUCUGUGGACCUUUGUGCUUGAACCCUGAAAAUAUUGCUAGCAAAUGUGAAUGAACAUACUGUAUGUCUAACGGAUAGGCGUUAUGUUUGUAUAUACAGUACCAGGCAUAACUUUUAAAGUAUUCUGUGUAAACUGUGCAAGAUGGUACACCCAGAGUAUAUUUUUAGUCUUACGGUAAUAUUUUUUGCUUUUCGUAGGGAAACAUGGUCUUUCUUCUGCAAAAUAUUGAGCAAAAACCAAAGUUUGAACUGUAUUAAGUGGCCCUUUCUAUUAAAACAUAAUGUGACAUAUUACAAGGAAAAGCCUGUGUAGUUGUGAAAAAUAUGACUUUAUUGUUUUGUUUACAAAUAAAUGCCUCUUUUUCCAAUGAAGACAAUGGCUCACAUUUCUCGUCAAGACAUUCAAGUGCAUUCAGGCCCUGUCCACACGGGAACGCUCCUGGGUUGUUUU
Molecule: messenger RNA, 4123 nt
Organism: Dunckerocampus dactyliophorus (ringed pipefish)
Lineage: Eukaryota; Metazoa; Chordata; Actinopteri; Syngnathiformes; Syngnathidae
Product: zinc finger CCHC domain-containing protein 24-like
Exons: 4
Coding region: 1470-2006 (178 amino acids)
Molecular function (GO): zinc ion binding; nucleic acid binding
Source: RefSeq, a predicted model, not a curated record